UCCAGUUCACAUUCUUCUCUUCAACUAUCAGUAUCCAUCAGAGUGAAUCUUUUCAUUUGGCAAUUGCAUUGUUCAUUAAUUAAAUAAAAAAUCCACAAAGUGCAGUAUUGCGACUCGAAAAUGUAAGUGAUUGGUUGAACGUUGAUAAGAGAUGCGACUCUUAGGAAGUUUUUGACCCAAAUAUUAUCUUUACACAGUUGUUAUCAGAAAAAAAAAUUAAAAAUUUUUAAUGAAAACAAUGAUUGAAAAGCUGUGUAUUUAAACAAACAUGAGUUAAAAUAGUAAAAAGUGAGACAAAAAUUUAGUUGACGAGUGAAUUUAGCAGGAAGCGGUUCUUGUCAUUCAGAAAAAAUUGUCGUAUCAAACAAAUACCGAAGAAGAAAAGAAAAGAGAGAAAGAUGACAGACGAAAGCGAUAUCUAUGUGCCAAAACGUGAACUUUCUACCUUGAACGAUGAUUCAGACUUUCGUCGCAUCAAAGAACUUAAGGAAACUUUCAAGGCAGAAUAUUUAACGGAACCAACUUUUGUCGUUCGAGUUCCUGGCAGAGUGAAUCUCAUUGGAGAGCAUAUCGAUUACUGUGGAUAUCCAGUUUUUCCGAUGGCUAUUCAACAAAGCAUUUUACUAGCUGUUUGUCCAUCAAAUGACAAUAUUUUGCAUUUGAAGAACACAAAUCCGAAAUAUCAUUCGUUCAAGACGAGUUUAAGUGAUUUUGUGAUUGACUUACCUGAGAAUGGAGCUCCAAACUGGUACAGCUAUUUCUUGUGUGGAGUCAAGGGAAUUUUAGAACAUCUGAAAGAGGAAGAAAAUUUGAUGAGUCAAACAGGUUUCAUGGUUGUAAUUAGUGGAAAUGUCCCUCCAUCAGCUGGAUUGUCAAGUUCAAGUGCUCUUGUAUCGGCAGCAGUUCUUGGUACAGCAUUUUUGCAUAAAGUCCCUUUGAAGAAACAAACUUUGGCGACAAUUGCUGCUAAAUGUGAACGAUAUAUUGGCACUCAAGGAGGCGGAAUGGAUCAAGCAAUUGCAUUUUUGGCGAAACAAGGAACAGCUCAGUAUAUUGAAUGGAAUCCAUUGAAAGCGACACCCGUGGAAUUACCGGCCAAUGCGAUAUUUGUCAUCGCCAAUAGCUUAUCGGAAGCUAACAAAGCAGCGUCGCAUCAUUUUAACCAAAGAGUCGUCGAAUGUCGAUUAGGAUGUCGAUUAAUCGCAAAAAAACUUAACUUGUCAUGGCGAGAAAUUACUCGUUUCGCAGAUUUACAAGCACUUCUUAAAUGUUCGUUGAACGAAAUGAUUCAAUAUGCCGAAAAAUUUCUCACUGAAAAAUCCUACAAUGUCAAUGAACUACUCUCAAUUUUUGAAAUAACUGAAGAAGAUUUCCAUAAAAAUCUCCUUUCACACAAUACACAACACUUACAAGACUUUAAACUGCGUCAACGUGCCUUGCAUGUCCUCCAAGAAGCACAACGAGUAGAAAAAUUCCGUGAAGCAGCAGUUAAUGGAUCUUCAAUUGAAAUUCUUGCCAAGUUAAUGAAUGAGUCUCAUGAUAGUUUAGAUGAUUUGUACGAAUGUUCCAACUCGAAUCUUAAUGAACUGGUCACUAUCGGGCGUUCUACUGAAUCUGGUAUUCGACUAACAGGAGCAGGUUUUGGUGGAUGUGUUGUUGCUUUAUGUGAUUCGAUCGCCAAAUGUGAGAAAUUUAUGACUGCAGCUAAGGAGAAAUAUUUCAAAAAAUUAUUAGAAAAUGGAAAGUUGAAAGAAGAGGAAUUAGAAAAUGUACUUUUUAUGACGAGUCCGCAACGAGGAGCAGAAAUUUUGAUGCUUUAAUAAAAGUUA
Messenger RNA from Culicoides brevitarsis, 1829 nucleotides. It is a transcript of the gene Galk, whose product is annotated as N-acetylgalactosamine kinase. Gene Ontology annotation, cellular component: cytoplasm; cytosol. The transcript is spliced from 4 exons. Bases 399 to 1820 code for a protein of 473 amino acids. Lineage: Eukaryota; Metazoa; Arthropoda; Insecta; Diptera; Ceratopogonidae. The record is from RefSeq and is a predicted model, not a curated record. Gene Ontology annotation, biological process: carbohydrate phosphorylation; galactose metabolic process. Gene Ontology annotation, molecular function: galactokinase activity; ATP binding.